Messenger RNA from Candidula unifasciata, 3180 nucleotides. NCBI's taxonomy places the organism in Eukaryota, Metazoa, Mollusca, Gastropoda, Stylommatophora, Geomitridae. The record is from the annotation of a GenBank genome assembly.
AUGGAUGCUAAACAACUUCUCUACAGCUGGUGUGGCAAACAUAAAAUUGGCAACCCAAACUAUGAGUUUGUCACGGGUGGGCCCAAACACAGGCAGAGGUUUAAAUGCGAGCUCCGCAUAGACUCAUUUGACUACGUUGCUGUGGGCAACUCCACCAACAAGAAAGAUGCCCAGGCUAAUGCUGCGAAGGACUUUCUCCAGUACUUGGUUCGAAUUGGCCGAAUCGCUGCUAGUGAGGUUCCUGCAAGCCUGCUGUCUGGAGGGAGUGGAGCAGCUAUGGAACCAGCACAGGAGCAUACCACCGGUGGUGCAGCCUUUGAGGGAUCAUCAGGCAUCCUUCCUGGAGGUACUCUAGCUCCACAUAUGCGGAUACAGGUUCCAAGUGACAGACCUGAUGGACCUCAACGAGAGUUUCCAGCAUAUCAGCGCGGACCCCCGGUAGAGUACAUGGACAGAAUAGCAGAAAAGAGGAAGCUGGAAGAGUCAGAGGACUGUGACUUUAACAUGGAGAUCCAUGGUAACUGGACAAUGGAGAAUGCCAAGUCACGUCUGCACCAGUUUCUAAAUACAAGGAGAAUCAACACCGACUACAAAUAUCACAUCAUGGGCCCGGAUCACAACAGGAGUUUUGCAGCUGAGAUGGGUUUCUAUGUGAAAGAGCUUGGAAACAAUAUACAUGCCCGAGAAGUGGGCUCCAGCAAGCAGAUAGCCUCCAAGUCUUGUGCCCUGUCACUGGUGCGCCAACUCUACCACAUGAAGAUCAUUGAAGCUUACACAGGGGAGAAGAAGAAGAAAGCCAGGGAGAGGGUGCCCCCCUAUGAUGUGGCCAUCAGUGAGGAGCUGGAGCAGAAGAUUGACCAGUGUCUCAGUUUGUGGCAGAUCCAGCCAAUCACUGACUUCACGACGGGAGAGGCUCCAGUGGAGGGUGAAGAGCUGCCCUCAGUCUCCCUCAUCAAUCAGCCUACUUUGGAAGAGUUUGAACCAGCUCCCCCCAAGAAUACACCUGGUGUGGUACCAUGGUCACCACCUAUGCCUAAUUGGAACCCCUGGAUUAACUGCAACAUUGAUGAGGGCCCAUUAGCAUCAGCCUCCCUUGAAGAAAUCAGCAGUGACCUGCGCAUGGCUCUGCAGAGGCAGUAUGAGGAGGACCAAAACCUCAUGCAGAUGAUAGAGAAGCGAGCACAGCUGCCAGUCCAUGGCUCGUGUGAGUACAUUCUUCAGCAGAUCCAGGACAAUCCCGUCACUCUGAUCCGAGGUGAAACUGGCUGUGGUAAAACAACACAGGUGCCCCAGUUUAUCUUAGAUCAGAUGAUCAACUGUGGACAGGGAGCACAUUGCAGCAUCAUCGUCACUCAGCCUCGGAGAAUCAGUGCUGUGACUAUAGCUGAACGUGUGGCCAGUGAGCGGGCAGAGAUGCUAGGCAUGUCAGUAGGUUACAGUGUCAGGUUCGAGUCUGUGAUGCCUAGACCAUAUGGUGCUAUCAUGUACUGCACAGUUGGAACCUUGCUGAGACGUCUGGAAGGUGGCCUCCGAGGUGUGUCGCACGUCAUUGUGGAUGAAAUACACGAGAGAGACAUCAAUACUGACUUCCUGCUGGUUCUUCUACGUGACAUGGUGCGAACGUACACAGAUCUAAGGAUUGUCCUCAUGUCGGCCACAGUGGACACCACACUGUUCACUGAAUACUUUGGCCAGGUGGCUAUUGUGGAGGUCUAUGGCAGAACAUUCCCAGUUCAAGAGUAUUACCUGGAGGAUGUCAUUGAGAUGCUGAAGUUUGUACCUCCCCCCAAUGAUCGCAGAAAGAACAAACAUAAGGAUGAUGAUGAUGAAGGAGUAGAUGCAGAUGAGGAUGAGAACUGCAAUAAAAUGAUUGAACCCAGCUACUUGGAGUCAACAAAGAUGGCCAUGGCUCAAAUUCCAGAGAAGGAGAUUUCUUUUGAACUUGUUGAGUCAUUGCUGCGAUACAUCAAGAGCCUCAAUGUGCCAGGAGCUGUCCUCUUUUUCCUGCCUGGUUGGAAUUUGAUUUUCAUGCUGCAGAGAUAUCUAGAGCAGAGUCCAGAGUUUGGUAGUCCCAGAUAUCGCAUCUUGCCUCUACAUUCAGCCAUCCCUCGAGAGGACCAACGCCGGGUAUUUGAGCCAGUUCCUGAAGGUGUCACUAAGAUUAUCUUGUCCACCAACAUUGCAGAGACCAGUGUCACCAUAGACGAUGUUGUCUACGUCAUAGACUCCUGCAAGGUGAAGAUGAAACUGUUCACAUCCCAUAAUAAUAUGACCAACUAUGCCACUGUGUGGGCUAGUAAAACCAACCUGGAACAGAGGAGGGGCCGUGCUGGUCGUGUGCGUCCAGGAUUCUCCUUCCAUCUGUGCAGCAAGGCAAGAUAUCAGCGGCUAGAGCAGCACUCCACGCCGGAAAUCUUCCGCACACCUUUGCAUGAGCUGGCACUUUCCAUCAAGCUGCUGAGGUUGGGUCCUAUUGGCAUGUUCCUAGCUAAAGCCGUGGAACCUCCACCCAUUGAUGCUGUUAUAGAAGCUGAGGUUAUGCUCCGAGCCAUGAGAGCCCUGGAUUCCAACGAUGAGCUGACUCCGCUAGGCAGACUGCUGGCUAAGAUGCCUAUAGAGCCACGGCUGGGCAAGAUGAUCAUCUACGGCUGCAUAUUUUAUGUGGGUGAUGCCAUGUGCACCAUUGCCGCUAGCACCACAUUCCCUGAGCCAUUUAUGACCCCCACUGACCGCCGCAGGCUGGGCUGGGUUCACAAAAACAUGGCAGGAAGCCGAGCUAGUGACCAUGUGGCUCUGUUGAAUGCCUUCCAGAUGUGGGAAGAAGCCAGGUCUGGAGGAGAGAGUUCUGAGAUCAGCUUUUGUGAGAACAAAUUACUCAACAUGCAGACAUUACGCAUGACCUGGGAGGCCAAGAACCAGCUGAGAGACAUCCUUCUGAUGACUGGCUUCCCUGAGGAGAGCCUUCUGCCACAGUCAUUCAACUUUACUGGACCUGACAACAGACUGGAUACUGCCAUUUCGCUGCUGUGUAUUGGCCUCUACCCAAACGUCUGCUACCACAAGGAGAAGAGGAAAGUGCUGACACAGGAAUGCAAGGUUGCCUUGGUGCACAAGUCCUCUGUCAACUGCAACAAUUUUGCUGUAGAGUUCCCAUCUCCAUUCUUCAUAUUUGGAGAGAAG